Molecule: messenger RNA, 1568 nt
Organism: Nematolebias whitei (Rio pearlfish)
Lineage: Eukaryota; Metazoa; Chordata; Actinopteri; Cyprinodontiformes; Rivulidae
Product: transcription factor SOX-11
Exons: 1
Coding region: 472-1560 (362 amino acids)
Biological process (GO): positive regulation of transcription by RNA polymerase II; neuron differentiation; anatomical structure morphogenesis
Molecular function (GO): RNA polymerase II cis-regulatory region sequence-specific DNA binding; DNA-binding transcription activator activity, RNA polymerase II-specific
Source: RefSeq, a predicted model, not a curated record
CAUCUGGAAAACAAUAUGUGUCCAUCUGAAAAAUAAAUGUACCUAUUUCACGCGGAAGUAAAGCAAUAAGGAAAGAGGAACGUUUUGGUUUGUGCGCCUCUCACGAGCGCCUCGCGCUUCCUGUUUAAUAUGCUCGUCUCGCCCGGCGUGUUGUCCCAGACGCUGUGUAUCACAAAUCCCCACCUCCACUCCAACCAGAGCACGGAGGGGAGGAAUAAAAAGGGUUAACCGGAGUCUUUGGAUGGAUUCAGCCGGGGCGGAGUGGAAGGGACGUGAUUGGGCAGCGCGCCGUGACGCAGGGGACAUGAAAAAGCUGAUAACUAGUUAAGAAGGCAGUUUGUAACUCUGGAAAAAGAGUGCAGAGCUUGAAGAGACACGUUAAGAGGAAGGACGUGAAGAGAGAGAGAGGAAAAAAAAAAAAAAAAAGGGAGGAAAGCUGUUUGAAAGUGCAGCCAAAGGAAGUUUAGGACAAUGGUGCAGCACACGGACACCAGCGAGACGGAUGGGAGCAUGUCCAAAGAGGCCACCGACUCGGAGGAGAGUGAGUUUAUGGCGUGCAGCCCCGUGGCCAUCAACCCGGACUGGUGCAAGACGGCCACGGGCCACAUCAAGAGACCCAUGAACGCGUUCAUGGUCUGGUCCAAGAUCGAGAGGAGAAAGAUCAUGGAGCAGUCGCCGGACAUGCACAACGCGGAGAUCUCCAAGCGCCUGGGGAAGCGCUGGAAGAUGCUGAAGGACAGCGAGAAGAUCCCGUUCAUCAGAGAGGCCGAGCGGCUGCGGCUCAAACACAUGGCCGACUACCCCGACUACAAGUACAGACCCAAGAAAAAACCAAAGCUCGACCCGUCCAAGUCGUCCGCGCCGUCUCCGGAGAAGUGCGCCAAAAUGAGCAAGGCCCCCAGCAAGAAGUGCUCCAAGAUCAAGACGAAGAGCGGCUCCAAGGCGACGCACGGCUACGCGGAGGAGUGCGCGUUCCCCGGCUUCAAAGUUGCCAAGGCUGUGAAAAGUGAGCUCACGGACGAGGAGGACGACGACGACUACGAGGAGGAGUACCGGAUGGGGGUUCCAGCCGGGGAGGAGGAGCGCCUGAGGCCGUACGGCGUAGCCAAAGUUCCCGCGAGUCCAACUCUGAGCUCCUCGGCGGAGUCCGAGGGGGCGAGCAUGUACGAGGAGGUGCGGAGCAACAACAGACUCUUUUACAACCUCAAACACAUGUCCAAGCAGGGCGCGCUGCACGCGGCGUCCGUCUCACCAGCAUCCUCCAGGUCGGUCUCCACCUCCUCCUCCUCCUCCUCCAGCAGCUCCUCAUCCGGGGAGGACGCGGACGAUUUGCUGUUUGACUUUAGUUUGAAUUUCGCUCAGAGCGCGCCAGGCUCGGAGCUGGGCAACAAUUCAGGGAACCUGUCCCUGUCUCUUGUGGACAAGGACCUGGACUCUUUCAGUGAGGGCAGCCUGGGCUCCCACUUUGAAUUCCCAGACUACUGCACGCCGGAGCUCAGCGAGAUGAUCGCCGGGGACUGGCUGGAGGCGAACUUUUCCGACUUGGUCUUCACAUAUUGACAUAAAAA